Molecule: messenger RNA, 1373 nt
Organism: Leptonychotes weddellii (Weddell seal)
Lineage: Eukaryota; Metazoa; Chordata; Mammalia; Carnivora; Phocidae
Source: RefSeq, a predicted model, not a curated record
AGUUGGGCGUCUUUUUGGUGAAGACGGUGACUUUUCACUGUGGAAUUCAUUGCUUCCACUCUUACCUCUUUUGUUCAUUGGGGAAAAUCUUCUAAUACCUUCCAUGAUACCAAAGAAUCAGAACCACUUCCCAGAGACAUCCACAAAGAUUACAUUCUAGCUGGGGGAAGCGAGCAGUUGGAUAUGGAACCUCCUAGAAUCAAGUGCCCAAGUGUGAAGGAACGCAUCGCUGAACCCAAUAAACUGACAGUCCGUGUGUCCUGGGAGACCCCGGAGGGAAGAGACACAGCAGAUGGCAUCUUAACUGAUGUUAUUCUAAAAGGCCUCCCCCCAGGCUCGAAUUUUCCAGAAGGAGACCACAAGAUCCAGUACACAGUCUAUGACAGAGCUGAGAACAAGGGCAUUUGCAAAUUUCGAGUUAAAGUACGAGUCCGACGCUGUGGCAAACUCAACGCCCCGGAAAAUGGUUACAUGAAGUGCUCCAGUGACGGUGAUAAUUACGGGGCCACCUGUGAGUUCUCCUGCAUCGGUGGCUAUGAGCUACAGGGCAGCCCUGCCCGAGUCUGUCAGUCCAACCUGGCUUGGUCUGGCACGGAGCCGUCCUGCGCAGCCAUGAAUGUCAAUGUGGGCGUCAGAACAGCAGCUGCACUUCUGGAUCAGUUUUAUGAGAAAAGGAGACUCCUCAUUGUGUCCACCCCCACAGCCCGGAACCUUCUCUACAGGCUGCAGUUGGGAAUGCUGCAGCAAGCACAGUGUGGCCUGGAUCUUCGACAUAUCACAGUGGUGGAGCUUGUGGGUGUGUUCCCGACCCUCAUCGGCAGGAUAGGCGCAAAGAUUAUGCCUCCAGCCCUGGCUCUGCAGCUCAGGUUGUUGCUGCGAAUCCCACUCUAUUCCUUCAGUAUGGUGCUAGUGGAUAAGCAUGGCAUGGACAAGGAGCGCUAUGUCUCCCUGGUGAUGCCUGUGGCCCUCUUCAACCUGAUCGAUACUUUCCCCUUGAGAAAAGAGGAGAUGGUCCUGCAAGCUCAAAUGGGCCAGACCUGUAACACCUGAUACGAUGGUUCCUCUCUUGGCAGUUCCUCCUCUCGUUCUACAUAGUGCUAUGCACGCGGAAAGGCCAUAAAAAUAUCCUUGAUGUACAGAUUUUUAUUUGUAAUUUUUAAAGUCUAUUAUGCUUUUUGUACUUUGAAGUGUACCCCCCAAAAUGGUGAAUAGGAUAUGUACUCUUUCUCUUUAUUCCAUCACGGCUGGUUAAUUUUAUAGAGAAAUUAGAAACCACAACCAUACACAUGCUUUCAGUGUGUUAUUCAGUGUAACACAUAACUUACUUCUAUUUUGUUUUUUAUAUAAAACUUAAUAAAAUAUUUUGGAGCAAA